AUGGAGCUUGGAAGCGCUGAAGUCUUCCGAGAUUCUGAUGAUACGAAGGAGCUUCUGAAAAGAGGUGACAAGUGCCCAAGAAUGAUGAACAAGAUGGUCGGUAGACUGGUGGAUCGCCGCUAUACUAUCCUGGUAUUUGCUGCUGAAUUGUUCCCAUUACCUCGCCAUGUUAUCGAAGAUGUUGCUCAAAGCAUCAUUCAAGCCAAGAAGAGAUCCCUGGAUCGUCGUACUGUCUGUAGCGAUUCGUUUUACAUGCAUUGA
This is a messenger RNA of Mucor velutinosus, 261 nucleotides long. Its product is annotated as Clathrin light chain. The record is from RefSeq and is a predicted model, not a curated record. The transcript has a single exon. The coding region runs from base 1 to 261 and encodes 86 amino acids. Lineage: Eukaryota; Fungi; Mucoromycota; Mucoromycetes; Mucorales; Mucoraceae.